Molecule: messenger RNA, 11096 nt
Organism: Pongo pygmaeus (Bornean orangutan)
Lineage: Eukaryota; Metazoa; Chordata; Mammalia; Primates; Hominidae
Gene: PTPN13
Product: protein tyrosine phosphatase non-receptor type 13
Exons: 48
Coding region: 2958-10481 (2507 amino acids)
Biological process (GO): peptidyl-tyrosine dephosphorylation
Cellular component (GO): cytoskeleton; nucleus; cytoplasm
Molecular function (GO): protein tyrosine phosphatase activity; phosphatidylinositol 3-kinase regulatory subunit binding
Source: RefSeq, a predicted model, not a curated record
GCAUUGGCUAUCGUUUCUAUUGUUACAAUGUGAUGGUGAAUGUUCUUGCCUUGUACUUGACUUCAAUAGGAAUAAUUACAAUGUUAUGUUAUAAAGGAAGUUGCUGGCUUUAGUAUAACAUAUAUAUAUUUAAAUUAUUACGAAUUCUAAUUUUUAUUGGGAAUGAUGCUGGACUUUACAAAAUCCUUUUCAGCAUCAACUGAGAUCCUCAUAAUGUUUUCCUCCUUUGACUUAUUAAUAUAAUCAAGCAUAUGAGAAAAUUUUGUUAUUGAACUAUUGCCAUACUAUACACAUGAAAUAAUUUCUCUUAAUUUUGUUAUAUUAUUUGUAAUGUAGUGCUGGGUUCCAUUUGUUAGUAUUGACUUUUACAUUAUAUCCAAAAGGAAUUUAACCUGUAGAUUUCCCUUGUGUGUACUUUUUAACAGAUUUUAUUUUAAAACCAGUCUUUCAGCUCAUCCAAAACAGAGGGAUUACUGGUGAAAAUGCCUUGAGGGCAACCACCUGAAAUGGACUUAAUAAAAAAACAAAACAAAACACGAAGAAGAAAAAGAAAAGGAAAAAAGCUAACAACACUGUGGUUUGUCUACUUUUGCGGAAAUUUACAACACUAUAUACUUGCUAUACCUUCUUUCUGAUGUUAAUCCACAAGCUAUUGCAGCCAUUAAUUAAGGAUAUUGCUUUUCUUUCCAAUAAAUACAUGAACUUUCUUUCAGAGGCAAACAGAGGCAGAUGUUUCAUGAAAGUUUCUGUUCAUCCCAACCUGCCUUUCCGACCUCCCUGAUAGAUGAUCCAGAACAUUUAAAAAUGGGGGAAGAACUGAGAAAAGGGCUCCAAUCAUUCACUUGUGUCUCCAAUCCAAGGAGCCUGGCUUGUUAUUUACUUUCACCACUCAUCCCUGCUGCUGCUCUUUAGUUUUUGUUGUUUCCCUCAACUGACUUUCCUCAUCUUUGCUGCAUUCAUCAAAGCCCAGUGUAAAUUCCCCUCUUCCAUAAACUGAGGAAUCCAGCCCAUUUUACAUAGCAAACUUUCUCUUAGCUGCUAUACCUACUCAAAGUUUGGCUGCACAUUUUAGCUAUAAUUGUUCUCAAAUUGUUUCAAGAGUGCUAGUUUUCUUUCUUAGGCUCCAGGUUAUCUCCUUGGGAGCGAGGACUUAAAAUCCUGCUGUGGAUUUUCCGUUGUGUUUAGCCCUAUGAGUAAUCACAUUCAAUGCAUACUUGCAAGGCAUAUUUGACUGAAGAUAUCUAUCAUAGUUAUUCAUUUAGUAAAUGAUAUAAUGAAAACUCAAGUGCUCGCCAAAGAUAAAUCAUUACUAUUAAUUCCCUCAUUCAUCACACAUGUAUAGCAGCCUCAGGGGCUAGGGAACCUAGGAUUGCUGCUUUGACUUUCUUGGGGAAGCCAAAUAAGCCUCAGAUCUCUCCACUUUGGAGCCAGCCAUGAAAUUCAGAUUUACCUAGGGCUCAACAUUAAGGGUCUCAGACUAAAUUUAUCUUCAGGUACCCUUUCCAGAGUGGACCAGUUUACCUUAUACCUCUGAGAAUAACCCAAAACUUUCAAAACUCAAAUCACAGGAUAUUAUUUGUUCAUGAAUUCAGAAAGACUCUCUUGUUUAACUAUUGAAACUCAAAUAUUUCGGCUUGCAGCAAGGAGGGGUAUAGCUGUCUGGAUAUACCUUGGCCAAAUUUCAGUGUAUAUAGAAAAGUGGGAGGUUAUCGACUAUGUUAAAUCUUUUCCUUAAAUUUUCAAACUUCGGGAUUAUUUUAGUCUCAUAGAUAAAAUAACAAGGCAAGUAUUUACAAACUUUUUUCAAAAAUAUGAGAAUUUGAGUUUUCCCUGGGGCAUUUGGCGUUGUGCUGUCACCACACCUUUGAAGAUAGCUUUGCAACUGUGGGAAAACUCACCGGGCUUUUUUCGUUGACCCCGCCAUUUCUAAGUUGCUAUAUUGCUGCAAGGAGCUGGCAAAGCCGUGCUCUUCCUCUCUCCCAUUCUCCUCUUCCUUUCGAAGACCAAAGCGCCCCAUGAGAAAAUAGAAACAAGGCUGCGAGGCAGCGAAGAGUAAGGGAGGAGCCAGCACUUACGCAUUUUUCACUCUCCUCCUCACUCCCUAGGGUCAUAGUUUUGAUUCUGAAGUUAGAAGUGUGGGGGUCGUCGGCUGCAUUUUCAACUUGGCCUAAAAGUUGGAGUUCACACUGCAGGCGCUAGGAACUUUGCCGCUCGGUCACCAACCUGAGCCUCUGGCUAGUCCGAAGAACGCGAAAAGCCAGGCCCAAGGCACUGGUUGUCAUGGCAACCGGGGCGCUGGUCUCCCUGGCGACCUCGUCCCUAGGGGGGAGGCGGAGCUGGAUGCCAGGCGGGCCAAUGAGGUCGAGGGGAGCUCGGGGUCGGAGAUCUGCGGUCCUCCCAGUGCCGGGGAAUGGUUGAGUGACAGGACCGGGGGGCGGAGCCGGCGCGGCUGCCCGAGGUGGAGCCCCAGUAGUGCGAGUAGCUCCAGCGGCCGCGCUGAGGCGAGGGUGACACACCAUGCUCACGGGCCCUGGAGACCGUCGUGCUGGCGAGCCGUGCUCCGUAGCUCCCUGGUCCGCCUCGGCAGCGGUCAGAGUCGCCUACAGGAGUUGAGCCGCCCCCGCCAGAAGGUUUUGGUGAAGCUCUUGGAGAGGCGUCGAGCACAGUAGGGCGGCGGGGGUGCGUUGAGCGCUCGAGGGUCAGGCAGUCGGCCGGGAUCGCCGCUGGGGGAGCGUUUCCGAGGCGAGGAGGAGGAGGAGGAGAUGCUGCUCCUCUUCUCCCCCUCCCCAGGCUCCUUCUCCAGCUCCUUCAGCCCACGCCCGCAGCCGCUUGUGGGAGAAGAGGUGGUGGCUCUCGGCGCCCGCGGCAGCUGCCGGCGGCCCGCCCCGACGCCGCGUCCCUGCAGCCCUCGCCCGGCGCUCCAGUAGCAGGACCCGGUCUCGGGACCAGCCGGUAAUAUGCACGUGUCACUAGCUGAGGCCCUGGAGGUUCGGGGUGGACCACUUCAGGAGGAAGAAAUAUGGGCUGUAUUAAAUCAAAGUGCUGAAAGUCUCCAAGAAUUAUUCAGAAAAGUAAGCCUAGCUGAUCCUGCUGCCCUUGGCUUCAUCAUUUCUCCAUGGUCUCUGCUGUUGCUGCCAUCUGGUAGUGUGUCAUUUACAGAUGAAAAUAUUUCCAGUCAGGAUCUUCGAGCAUUCACUGCACCAGAGGUUCUUCAAAAUCAGUCACUAACUUCUCUCUCAGAUGUUGAAAAGAUCCACAUUUAUUCUCUUGGAAUGACACUGUAUUGGGGGGCUGAUUAUGAAGUGCCUCAGAGCCAACCUAUUAAGCUUGGAGAUCAUCUCAACAGCAUACUGCUUGGAAUGUGUGAGGAUGUUAUUUACGCUCGAGUUUCUGUUCGGACUGUGCUGGAUGCUUGCAGUGCCCACAUUAGGAAUAGCAAUUGUGCACCCUCAUUUUCCUACGUGAAACACUUGGUAAAACUGGUUCUGGGAAAUCUUUCUGGGACAGAUCAGCUUUCCUGUAACAGUGAACAAAAGCCUGAUCGAAGCCAGGCUAUUCGAGAUCGAUUGCGAGGAAAAGGAUUACCAACAGGAAGAAGCUCUACUUCUGAUGUACUAGACAUACAAAAGCCUCCACUCUCUCAUCAGACCUUUCUUAACAAAGGGCUUAGUAAAUCUAUGGGAUUUCUGUCCAUCAGAGAUACACAAGAUGAGGAGGAUUAUUUCAAGGACAUUUUAUCAGAUAAUUCUGGACAUGAAGAUUCUGAAAAUACAUGCUCCCCUUACCAGUUCAAAACUAGUGGCCCGGAAAAAAAACCCAUCCCUGGCAUUGAUGUGCUUUCUAAGAAGAAGAUCUGGGCUUCAUCCAUGGACUUGCUUUGUACAGCUGACAGAGACUUCUCUUCAGGAGAGACUGCCACAUAUCGUCGUUGUCACCCUGAGGCAGUAACAGUGCGGACUUCAACUACUAGAAAAAAGGAGGCAAGAUACUCAGAUGGAAGUAUAGCCUUGGAUAUCUUUGGCCCUCAGAAAAUGGAUCCAAUAUAUCACACUCGAGAAUUGCCCACCUCCUCAGCAAUAUCAAGUGCUUUGGACCGAAUCCGAGAGAGACAAAAGAAACUUCAGGUUCUGAGGGAAGCCAUGAAUGUAGAAGAACCAGUUCGAAGACACAAAACUUACCAUGGUGAUGUCUUUAGUACCUCCAGUGAAAGUCCAUCUAUUAUUUCCUCUGAAUCAGAUUUCAGACAAGUGAGAAGAAGUGAAGCCUCAAAGAGGUUUGAAUCCAGCAGUGGUCUCCCAGGGGUAGAUGAAACCUUAAGUCAAGGCCAGUCACAGAGACCAAGCAGACAAUAUGAAACACCCUUUGAAGGCAACUUAAUUAAUCAAGAGAUCAUGCUAAAACGGCAAGAAGAAGAACUGAUGCAGCUACAAGCCAAAAUGGCCCUUAGACAGUCUCGGUUGAGCCUGUAUCCAGGAGACACAAUCAAAGCGUCCAUGCUUGACAUCACCAGGGAUCCAUUAAGAGAAAUUGCCCUAGAAACGGCCAUGACGCAAAGAAAACUGAGGAAUUUCUUUGGCCCUGAGUUUGUGAAAAUGACAAUUGAACCAUUUAUAUCUUUGGAUUUGCCACGGUCUAUUCUUACUAAGAAAGGGAAGAAUGAGGAUAACCGAAGGAAAGUAAACAUAAUGCUUCUGAACGGGCAGAGACUGGAACUGACCUGUGAUACCAAAACUAUAUGUAAAGAUGUGUUUGAUAUGGUUGUGGCACAUAUUGGCUUAGUAGAGCAUCAUUUGUUUGCUUUAGCUACCCUCAAAGAUAAUGAAUAUUUCUUUGUUGAUCCUGACUUAAAAUUAACCAAAGUGGCCCCAGAGGGAUGGAAAGAAGAACCAAAGAAAAAGACCAAAGCCACUGUUAAUUUUACUUUGUUUUUCAGAAUUAAAUUUUUUAUGGAUGAUGUUAGUCUAAUACAACAUACUCUGACAUGUCAUCAGUAUUACCUUCAGCUUCGAAAAGAUAUUUUGGAGGAAAGGAUGCACUGUGAUGAUGAGACUUCCUUAUUGCUGGCAUCCUUGGCUCUCCAGGCUGAGUAUGGAGAUUAUCAACCAGAGGUUCAUGGUGUGUCUUACUUUAGAAUGGAGCACUAUUUGCCCGCCAGAGUGAUGGAGAAACUUGAUUUAUCCUAUAUCAAAGAAGAGUUACCCAAAUUGCAUAAUACGUAUGUGGGAGCUUCUGAAAAAGAGACAGAGUUAGAAUUUUUAAAGGUCUGCCAAAGACUGACAGAAUAUGGAGUUCAUUUUCACCGAGUGCACCCUGAGAAAAAGUCACAAACAGGAAUAUUGCUUGGAGUCUGUUCUAAAGGUGUCCUUGUGUUUGAAGUUCACAACGGAGUGCGCACAUUGGUCCUUCGCUUUCCAUGGAGGGAAACCAAGAAAAUAUCUUUUUCUAAAAAGAAAAUCACAUUGCAAAAUACAUCAGAUGGAAUAAAACAUGCCUUCCAGACAGACAACAGUAAGGUAUGCCAGUACCUGCUGCACCUCUGCUCUUACCAACAUAAGUUCCAGCUACAGAUGAGAGCAAGACAGAGCAACCAAGAUGCCCAAGAUAUUGAGAGAGCUUCGUUUAGGAGCCUGAAUCUCCAAGCAGAGUCUGUUAGAGGAUUUAAUAUGGGACGAGCAAUCAGCACUGGCAGUCUGGCCAGCAGCACCCUCAACAAACUUGCUGUUCGACCUUUAUCAGUUCAAGCUGAGAUUCUGAAGAGGCUAUCCUGCUCAGAGCUGUCGCUUUACCAGCCAUUGCAAAACAGUUCAAAAGAGAAGAAUGACAAAGCUUCAUGGGAGGAAAAGCCUAGAGAGAUGAGUAAAUCAUACCAUGAUCUCAGUCAGGCCUCUCUCUAUCCACAUCGGAAAAAUGUCAUUGUUAACAUGGAACCCCCACCACAAACUGUUGCAGAGUUGGUGGGAAAACCUUCUCACCAGAUGUCAAGAUCUGAUGCAGAAUCUUUGGCAGGAGUGACAAAACUUAAUAAUUCAAAGUCUGUUGCGAGUUUAAAUAGAAGUCCUGAAAGGAGGAAACAUGAAUCAGACUCCUCAUCCAUUGAAGACCCUGGGCAAGCAUAUGUUCUAGGAAUGACUAUGCAUAGUUCUGGAAACUCUUCAUCCCAAGUACACUUAAAAGAAAAUGAUGUGCUACACAAAAGAUGGAGCAUAGUAUCUUCACCAGAAAGGGAGAUCACCUUAGUGAACCUGAAAAAAGAUGCAAAGUAUGGCUUGGGAUUUCAAAUUAUUGGUGGGGAGAAGAUGGGAAGACUGGACCUAGGCAUAUUUAUCAGUUCAAUUGCCCCUGGAGGACCAGCUGACUUGGAUGGAUGCUUGAAGCCAGGAGACCGUUUGAUAUCUGUGAAUAGUGUGAGUCUGGAGGGAGUCAGCCACCAUGCUGCAAUUGAAAUUUUGCAAAAUGCACCUGAAGAUGUGACACUUGUUAUCUCUCAGCCAAAAGAAAAGAUAUCCAAAGUGCCUUCUACUCCUGUGCAUCUCACCAAUGAGAUGAAAAACUACAUGAAGAAAUCUUCCUACAUGCAAGACAGUGCUAUAGAUUCUUCUUCCAAGGAUCACCACUGGUCACGUGGUACCCUGAGGCACAUCUCGGAGAACUCCUUUGGGCUGUCUGGGGGCCUGCGGGAAGGAAGCCUGAGUUCUCAAGAUUCCAGGACUGAGAGUGCCAGCUUGUCUCAAAGCCAGGUCAAUGGUUUCUUUGCCAGCCAUUUAGGUGACCAAACCUGGCAGGAAUCACAGCAUGGCAGCCCUUCCCCAUCUGUAAUAUCCAAAGCCAUUGAGAAAAAGACUUCCACUGAUAGUAACCAAAGCAAAACUAAAAAGCCAGGCAUUUCUGAUGCAAUUGAUUACUCAGACCGUGGAGAUUCAGACAUGGAUGAAGCCACUUACUCCAGCAGUCAGGAUCAUCAAACACCAAAACAGGAAUCUUCCUCUUCAGUGCAUGCAUCCAACAAAAUGAAUUUUAAAACUUUUUCUUCCUCACCUCCUAAGCCUGGAGAUAUCUUUGAGGUUGAACUGGCUAAAAAUGAUAACAGCUUGGGGAUAAGUGUCACGGUACUGUUUGACAAGGGAGGUGUGAAUACGAGUGUCAGACAUGGUGGCAUUUAUGUGAAAGCUGUUAUUCCCCAGGGAGCAGCAGAGUCUGAUGGUAGAAUUCACAAAGGUGAUCGCGUCCUAGCUGUCAAUGGAGUUAGUCUAGAAGGAGCCACCCAUAAGCAAGCUGUGGAAACACUGAGAAAUACAGGACAGGUGGUUCAUCUGUUAUUAGAAAAGGGACAAUCUCCAACAUCUAAAGAACAUGUCCCGGUAACCCCACAGUGUACCCUUUCAGAUCAGAAUGCCCAAGGUCAAGGCCCAGAAAAAGUGAAGAAAACAACUCAGGUCAAAGACUACAGCUUUGUCACUGAAGAAAAUACAUUUGAGGUAAAAUUACUUAAAAAUAGCUCAGGUCUAGGAUUCAGUUUUUCUCGAGAAGAUAAUCUUACACCGGAGCAAAUUAAUGCCAGCAUAGUAAGGGUUAAAAAGCUCUUUCCUGGACAGCCAGCAGCAGAAAGUGGAAAAAUUGAUGUAGGAGAUGUUAUCUUGAAAGUGAAUGGAGCCUCUUUGAAAGGACUAUCUCAGCAGGAAGUCAUAUCUACUCUCAGGGGAACUGCUCCAGAAGUAUUCUUGCUUCUCUGCAGACCUCCACCUGGUGUGCUACCGGAAAUUGAUACCGCGCUUUUGACCCCACUUCAGUCUCCAGCACAAGUACCUCCAAACAGCAGUAAAGACUCUUCUCAGCCAUCAUGUGUGGAGCAAAGCACCAGCUCAGAUGAAAAUGAAAUGUCAGACAAAAGCAAGAAGCAGUGCAAGUCCCCAUCCAGAAGAGACAGUUACAGUGACAGCAGUGGGAGUGGAGAAGAUGACUUAGUAACAGCUCCAGCAAACACAUCAAAUUCGACCUGGAGUUCAGCUUUGCAUCAGACUCUAAGCAACAUGGUAUCACAGGCACAGAGUCAUCAUGAAGCACCCAAGAGUCAAGAAGAUACCAUUUGUACCAUGUUUUACUAUCCUCAGAAAAUUCCCAAUAAACCAGAGUUUGAGGACAGUAAUCCUUCCCCUCUACCACCGGAUAUGGCUCCUGGGCAGAGUUAUCAACCCCAAUCAGAAUCUGCUUCCUCUAGUUCGAUGGAUAAGUAUCAUAUACAUCACAUUUCUGAACCGACUAGACAAGAAAACUGGACACCUUUGAAAAAUGACUUGGAAAAUCACCUUGAAGACUUUGAACUGGAAGUAGAACUCUUCAUUACCCUAAUUAAAUCAGAAAAAGGAAGCCUGGGUUUUACAGUAACCAAAGGCAAUCAGAGAAUUGGUUGUUAUGUUCAUGAUGUCAUACAGGAUCCAGCCAAAAGUGAUGGAAGGCUAAAACCUGGGGACCGGCUCAUAAAGGUUAAUGAUACGGAUGUUACUAAUAUGACUCAUACAGAUGCAGUUAAUCUGCUCCGGGCUGCAUCCAAAACAGUCAGAUUAGUUAUUGGACGAGUUCUGGAAUUACCCAGAAUACCAAUGUUGCCUCAUUUGCUACCAGACAUAGCACUAACAUGCAACAAAGAGGAGUUGGGUUUUUCCUUAUCUGGAGGUCAUGACAGCCUUUAUCAAGUGGUAUAUAUUAGUGAUAUUAAUCCAAGGUCCAUCGCAGCCAUUGAGGGUAAUCUCCAGCUAUUAGAUGUCAUCCAUUAUGUGAACGGAGUCAGCACACAAGGAAUGACCUUGGAGGAAGUUAACAGAGCAUUAGACAUGUCACUUCCUUCAUUGGUAUUGAAAGCAACAAGAAAUGAUCUUCCAGUGGUCCCCAGCUCAAAGAGGUCUGCUGUUUCAGCUCCAAAGUCAACCAAAGGCAAUGGUUCCUACAGUGUGGGGUCUUGCAGCCAGCCUGCCCUUACUCCUAAUGAUUCAUUCUCCAUGGUUGAUGGGAAAGAAAUAAAUGAAAUAUCGUACCCCAAAGGAAAAUGUUCUACUUAUCAGAUAAAGGGAUCACCAAACUUGACUCUGUCCAAAGGUAGUUUUCCAAAUCAGUCAUCUAAUUACUCUAAAUGCCGUAAUAAUUCAGAAUCUUAUAUACAAGAAGAUGACAUUUAUGAUGAUUCCCAAGAAGCUGAAGUUAUCCAGUCUCUGCUGGAUGUUGUGGAUGAAGAAGCCCAGAAUCUUUUAAAUGAAAAUAAUGCAGCAGGAAACUCCUGUGUUCCAGGUACAUUAAAGAUGAAUGGGAAGUUAUCAGAAGAGAGAACAGAAGAUACAGACUGCAAUGGUUCACUUUUACCUGAGUAUUUUACUGAGGCUACCAAAAUGAAUGGCUGUGAAGAAUAUUGUGAAGAAAAAGUAAAAAGUGAAAGCUUAAUUCAGAAGUCACAAGAAAAGAAGACUGAUGAUGAUGAAAUAACAUGGGGAAGUGAUGAGUUGCCAAUAGAGAGAACAAACCAUGAAGAUUCUGAUAAAGAUCAUUCCUUUCUGACAAACGAUGAGCUUGCUGUACUCCCUGUCGUCCAAGUGCUUCCCUCUGGUAAAUACACGGGUGCCAACUUAAAAUCAGUCAUUCGAGUCCUGCGGGGUUUGCUGGAUCAAGGAAUUCCUUCUAAGGAGCUGGAGAAUCUUCAAGAAUUAAAACCUUUGGAUCAGUGUCUAACUGGGCAAACUAAGGAAAACAGAAGGAAGAACAGAUAUAAAAAUAUACUUCCCUAUGAUGCUACAAGAGUGCCUCUUGGAGAUGAAGGUGGCUAUAUCAAUGCCAGCUUCAUUAAGAUACCAGUUGGGAAAGAAGAGUUCGUUUACAUUGCCUGCCAAGGACCACUGCCUACAACUGUUGGAGACUUCUGGCAGAUGAUUUGGGAGCAAAAAUCCACAGUGAUAGCCAUGAUGACUCAAGAAGUAGAAGGAGAAAAAAUCAAAUGCCAGCGCUAUUGGCCCAACAUCCUAGGCAAAACAACGAUGGUCAGCAACAGACUUCGACUGGCUCUUGCGAGAAUGCAGCAGCUGAAGGGCUUUGUGGUGAGGGCAAUGACCCUUGAAGAUAUUCAGACCAGAGAGGUGCGCCAUAUUUCUCAUCUGAAUUUCACUGCCUGGCCAGACCAUGAUACACCCUCUCAACCAGAUGAUCUGCUUACUUUUAUCUCCUACAUGAGACACAUCCACAGAUCAGGCCCAAUCAUUACGCACUGCAGUGCUGGCAUUGGACGUUCAGGGACCCUGAUUUGCAUAGAUGUGGUUCUGGGAUUAAUCAGUCAGGAUCUUGAUUUUGACAUCUCUGAUUUGGUGCGCUGCAUGAGACUACAAAGACACGGAAUGGUUCAGACGGAGGAUCAAUAUAUUUUCUGCUAUCAAGUCAUCCUUUAUGUCCUGACACGUCUUCAAGCAGAAGAAGAGCAAAAACAGCAGCCUCAGCUUCUGAAGUGACAUGAAAAGAGCCUCUGGAUGCAUUUCCAUUUCUCUCCUUAACCUCCAGCAGACUCCUGCUGUCUAUCCAAAAUAAAGAUCACAGAGCAGCAAGUUCAUACAACAUGCAUGUUCUCCUCUAUCUUAGAGGGGUAUUCUUCUUGAAAAUAAAUAAUAUUGAAAUGCUGUAUUUUUACAGCUACUUUAACCUAUGAUAAUUAUUUACAAAAUUUUAACACUAACCAAACAAUGCAGAUCUUUGGGAUGAUUAAAGGCAGCAUUUGAUGAUAGCAGACAUUGUUACGAGGACAUGCUGAGUCUAUUUUUAAUGCACCAAUCUUCUUUAUAGCAAAAAUGUUUUCCAAUAUUUUAAUAAAGUAGUUAUUUUAUAGGGGAUACUUGAAACCAGUAUUUAAGCUUUAAAUGACAGUAAUAUUGGCAUAGAAAUAUUGGCAUAGAAAAUUGUUUACUGUAUGAAUUUCUAAUGUUUACUAUAUAGAAUUUCCUGUAAUAUAUUUAUAUACUUUUUCAUGAAAAUGGAGUUAUCAGUUAUCUGUUUGUUACUGCAUCAUCUGUUUGUAAUCAUUAUCUCACUUUGUAAAUAAAAACACACCUUAAAACAUGAACAAGCCAAAA